GAACGCACGUUAUUUUUGUCGCGCGCGUUAUUUCAAACCCCUCUUUUUUGAAAGAGCCCAACGAAACCCGAAACUGAAAACUGAGCCAACCGAACAACACGCACACUCGCCAACCUCUUGUGCGUGUGUGCCUUUGUGUGUGUGUGAGUGGCCACUAAAAGUAAUAUCGUGUUUACAAAAAAAGGAGGAAAAUACCCGUAAUGCUACACAAAUAAAAACGGAAAAGUGCAAGUGUGGCAGCAAUAAUAACAGAAACGAAUUCAAGGCAAAUCUGAGCAAGUGCAUGCCGUGGAAAUGAGAAAUCUCUGAGCCUUUAGCUGGAAAUGCCGCAUUUGUUGCGUGCCGCAAACAUUUGUCAAGCAUUUGUUGUUAUUGCUGUGGAAAACUGAGAAAACUGUUGCGGUUGCGGUUAAUUAAAGCGCGAAAAGUAGAACACAAGGAGUAAUCAUCCGACGACCCCAAAACCUAACCAAAAUUAAAAAUAGCCAAAAGAAUAAAAAUAGUGGGGAAACUAAGACUUAAUCCCUGUAAAAGCUGCGGCACAACUUUUGCAUCAUUGGUUUUUAUAGUUGGUCCUUUUCUAAAAUAACCUUUAAAAAUUACAAGUCUGGCUUAACAUUACUAACUUUUGGUUUAAUAAAAAGGAAGAACAAAUUUUAAAGAAAUUUUGAUAAAAAAAAUGUCACAAACGCAUCUCUAUAUUUGUUGAUGUAAUAUUAAUUUAGAAAACCUCCGAAAAUCUUUAAAAUACCAGUACAUGCAUAUAUAUUUACGUUUUAGCGUAAAUUUUAUCAAAUAUUAAAAGAGAAGCGAAACACAUAAGGACUUUACCGAGUCUCGCUAGAAAAUUCCAAGUAGAAAAUUUGCCAUCAUAAAUUCCACUUUUAGCCAGAGAACAUUUUAAUCUUUAAUUAUAUUUUGUCAUUUUUUCUUGUCUGCCCGCUUGUGCCGUCUCUCUUUUCUGGCUCCUGCUUCAAUUUAGGCUAAUUAUGUUGCUUGGGCGGGUUGGAGUAAAUAUAAUGUCCUGUAUAUAAGGCUGGGUCUUGGCCAUUUAUUUCGUGGUGCAUAUUUUUAGGCGCUCCACUUGUCAUUGUUGUUGGUUUUGCGGGUGUACGCGAUUUUAUUAUUGCUGUAAUUAUAAAAACAGCUUCUGGUGUUGUUGCUUUAUUAUCUGCACCUGACUUGUUAGCUAUUUAUUUGUGUUUAUCCAGCCUUUGUUGGCUUUAAACGAAGUGGAAUGUUUUAUAAAAAAAAAAAAACACGGAAAUGAGCGGAAAAGUUGAAUGUUAUUGUUAGCUGUCGGAGCAUGACAGUAUAUUUAUAUUUAUAAAUAUUUAUAAAUAUUUGUUAAUUAUCCCUGUUGUUGCUAGAUUUGUGAAAGCCCAUAAAUCAUUCCGAACAAUGCCGAAAUGCUUGUAAUAUGAAAAAGCACAAGCAAAUGUAAAUCUGUUUUUUAAAGAGGCAGCGCUAAAAGGGAACCCCCAGAACAACAACUUAAUGUCCAAAUGAAAUAAGUGAAAUUUUCACACCGAAAUUAAUAAAGACAUUAGUGCGUGUGGGCGUGGCUCAUUUGGGGCAUUUAACGGAGGCAAAGAUGUGUGCAGCGGAUCCCUUUACCCAGCACCAGCUGCCGCACCACCAUAAAACUGAGCACCACCAAUGCCACCAGCAACUGAGGGUGGAGCAACAGGCUCCGGGAGCGAGAAAAUGGGCCACAGGAAGGACAGCGGCCACGAGUUUGCAGAUCUGGUAUAUCCUACAUGUGAUACUAGUCCUAAUCGACAUUAGCAGCUCGCUGACAAUGACCGAAGUGAAGAUACCCAAUCACAUAAUGCGCCUGAAGAGCGCCACUCUGGGCUGUCGUUAUGCCCUCGAUGGGGAGUCCUUGUACUCAGUGAAAUGGUAUAAGGACGGGCACGAGAUCUACCGUUACGUCCCACGCGAUAAGCCCCCCGGCCAAUCCUUCCCCCUGCCCGGAGUCAACAUCGAUCUGCGUAACUCCUCGGACACACAGAUUCUCCUGCGCCGCGUAACGCUGCAAAGUUCCGGACUUUAUCGCUGCGAAGUGUCCGGUGAGGCGCCCGCAUUCAACACCGUAUCCGAGUCGGAGACCAUGACCGUUGUGGUGACUCCCAACCACGGACCGAAGAUAACCGGCGGGCAGCCACGCUACCAAAUUGGAGACACAGUCCGGGUUAAUUGCACCUCGUCGCCGUCCAAGCCCGUCUGUCACCUGAGCUGGCUAAUUAACGGGGAACCAGUGCAAAAGACGCACCUGCGGCAGUUCGACAAGGUGGUGGUGAAUCGGGAUGGACUGGAGAUGGCCCGCCUGGGAUUGGAGUUCCGAGUGCGGGCUUACCACUUCAAGCACGGUGACAUGAAGUUGAAGUGCGUGGCCAAGAUCAGCUCACUUUAUCUGCAGAGCAACGAGGAGAGUGUGGAAAGCGAUCGCCAGCAGAGGGCUCCGGCUUUGGAAUCUCGGGAGACGGUGGCUGCCAAAUCCAGCACGAUUGCUGCUGCAGCAUCAAAGCUCCCAUCCGGCCUCAUUACUUUACUGCCUCCGGUUAUCCUCCUGCUGCUGUUUCACAAUUGGACCUGGCCAAGAGACAGUUAACUAUUCGAAGAAUAAGGAUCGCAAAAACUAAAAGCCCAUAAACUAGCAGAGCCAUUCAAAAAAGCAGACAUAUCCUAUGCCAAAAACUUUGAGACAAAAUCCAAAGGAAUUAUUUAUAACAAAGCCAUUGGUUAUCUUUAAAAUUCAAUCGAUGUAUGUGUGCAUGAAAAGAGGAAUCCGAAUUCCACUAAUUAAGAGCCAGAUAUUAAACUAAAAUACCCAAAUGGUAACUACUCAAUGUGAGCAUUUAAGCAGAGGCUAAGCAACUGUAAAUAUUUAUUCAUAAUAUUAGGCAAUUGUAUGUAGUUCUAAGAAAAUCGUUGUUUAGGCAAAACAUCCGUUGAUCUUUUGUGAUAUUUUCUUCAUUUUGAAAACGAAAGGAAGUAAAACCGUGUAGGAAAUUCUUUAGAGUCAACCAAUUCGAUCUGAUUUUUAGCUUCCUUUCCAUUUUAUCCACCCUCUUCGGGCAUAUCAAAAGAAACCAAGCAUUUCGAUUGUAAAAAUAACAUAUUUUCACUUUGAUCUUCAUACCAAAUCAAGUCUACAACUUAACCUAACCGAACUUUUCAUUAACUUAACUUUAGAACCUAAGCAAGUGUAAGAAAAUUGUAAAGCAAAAAAUCUAAACUUUAUAGCAUUAAAAUUAAGAAAAGUGAAGACGUAACUAUAAAAAAUUACUAGACAGAAAAUAAGCUAAGCAACGAUUAGGCAAAACUUGCAUUUGCAUUCCAAAAAUUCCUCAAAGAGAAAUAUAUCUAUAAGUAUUUUUGAUCAGAAGCCUGUAAAUAGCCUGGUAAGAAGCCGAGGAUUGCACAAGUUAAAAACUUUAAAAUUUGGCCAGAGUCUCGAUAUAAGUAUGUGUGUGUAUCUGAAUGUUAUCGGUUCAAUCAAUGCCCAGCUGAGAAAUGUUUUAGACCAAAAGUUAAAAACUUCUUCUUUUAACAACUUUGAAUAGAAAUUUAUCAUUACUUCA
This is a messenger RNA of Drosophila eugracilis, 3587 nucleotides long. RefSeq lists its product as uncharacterized. The transcript is spliced from 7 exons. Lineage: Eukaryota; Metazoa; Arthropoda; Insecta; Diptera; Drosophilidae. Bases 1595 to 2614 code for a protein of 339 amino acids. The record is from RefSeq and is a predicted model, not a curated record.